GUUAGCCAUUUCUGGUUAGCAACGCUGGAGAAUAGCCUAGUAAUCAUCGUCAACUUUAGCGAGCUACCAUGGCACAGGCAGCACAGCCAAAUGCCUUCGAUGCAAAUAACUCUCAAAUCCAAGUGGAGCACGAUAAAAAGCGUCGACAAUUUGUUAUAAGACUGAAUGGAUCACAUGAUCGUGCAGUUCUUCUGUAUGAAUAUGUUGGAAAAAAGACGGUGGACUUGCAACACACUGAAGUUCCAGAUGCUUACAGAGGGAGAGGAAUUGCAAAGCACCUGGCCAAGGCAGCCAUGGAUUUUGUGGUAGAAGAGGAUCUGAAAGCCCACUUGACCUGCUGGUACAUUCAGAAAUACGUCAAAGAGAAUCCUCAACCUCAGUACUUUGAACAUAUUUAUCAAUGACCACACAUGGCUCCAACAGAGAGGAGGAGAGAGAGAGACUCCCAGGAGAUAAAUACUGUGUGGCAGCAGCAGCAUGCUUUGGAGUCACAGGCUGAUAUACAAUAAAGGACCUUCCAGGCAUUGUUACACAUGACACGGAGUGAAUCCAGAGACAACUAAUCUCAUGGCUAAGACGACCGUGAGCUGAACUGACAGGUCAGUUAUGUCCAUAACACAGGGAUGCACGCUCUGGUGGUCACGCUGGUCAUGACUUGUAUACAUGAGCUAACCAACGAACCAAAACUGAAGCCUGUUACCUCAGACAGAAACCUCCAAGUUGUAUACCCAUCACUGACUGUAAGCAAGCAUUAGGUAUGUACUGAGAACAUGUGUGAGUCGAAUCCUAUGUUGCAAAUUUUUUGUCCUCUUUUGGACUCGGGUUGUGAACAGCACUACAAGAUAACCAACCAGCUGUCUUUCUCUGUGAUGGUUUGUAUGGAAGCAAUGGUGACAACUUUUAUAUUUCACCCCCUUUUGAUAUUCUUUGAGUUGGUUAUUUUUUUCAAUUUACUUUCCACUCUUAGAAAUUGUGUUUCAAAAUGUUAGUAUACUAGGCUUUGAAUGCUACAUGCAUCUUUGAAACAUCAAACUAAUUACAUGUUUUUUCCAGAUAAUUGCAAAGAGGUAUAGGCAUAAAUGGGUAAUGGAUAGAUUUUAAAAAUAUAUAAUCUGUAUUUUGAAGACAUUUACUUCCCCAAAUUCUCAAUUUGGUACCACUGUUACUCUGUCCACUUCUUCCCAGUAACAGAAACUUACUGUCCAUUGAUAAGUCAGAGGUGCAGGGAUUUGUAAACCAAAGAACACAAACUGAGUAACUCAGUGAGUAAUGUCUAACUCUGGCGGCACUGCAAUUUUCUCCAUUGUACGUGUUAAUUGUUACAAACACAUGAUAAAUUGGGUGUGAAGCUUGUCACUGUGCGGCACACUUCAGCGUGGAUAUGGAUAAAUAUUUCUGCUGAAACCAGCCUUUUAAAAACAGCACUGCUAUAUUCAGGGCAUUUUACUUUCUAUGGUGUGAAACCGUCCUUUGAUCUGUCCUUCAGGAAAAUGACGCUGGAUGGCUGAAGCUUAGUUUUUUCUUGUCAUUUGAUUCCCUUUUUCUACUCUUACCCACAAGACUUCUUUAGCUAGCUGAUGUCAACAUGGUAAAGGUCAACAUUGGAGAAACAUUUUACUUUACUUUGGCUCUUCAGGAGCUUUUGCUGAUGACAAUCGAAAGUGUUGAGGAGAAAAAUACCUCAGGUUCCUCUAUACACAAUGGCAGGACAGACCAACAUGCAAGGCAGACUAUCUGCUCUAAGAAUCACUGACAGGAAAUUGCAGGAAACCUCUUUCCCUUUGUUAAACUUUCCUUAGGUGGCUUACACCUAUUGAUAAGCCAAGGUAGUCAAGGUAUUAUUUCAUUUUUUGUGUUUUUGUUUAUAUUUGUGUGUUUUAUGGAGAGGAAAUAAAUGCCUGAUUUAACAUGGGAGCAGGUGGUUCUACCAAAUGCGUGAAAAUGUACCAAUACUUGUUAUAUUGUUUUUGUGCUUGAGACUUUUAUUUUCAUUCUUAUUGUCGGUAAAUAAAUAAAUCCAUU
Seriola dumerili (greater amberjack) is the source of this 2022-nucleotide messenger RNA. It is a transcript of the gene natd1, whose product is annotated as N-acetyltransferase domain containing 1. The transcript has 3 exons. Lineage: Eukaryota; Metazoa; Chordata; Actinopteri; Carangiformes; Carangidae. The record is from RefSeq and is a predicted model, not a curated record. The coding region runs from base 69 to 404 and encodes 111 amino acids.